AUGAUUACAAACACACCCACAUCUGCCGAACAAGGCUUUGUUCGUUGUCUACAAUCCAACGACAUUGAGUCUCUCAAACGUCUGCUAUUGGACACCUCUCAGCUUGAAAUGUUGAAAACUUCAGUUAUUUCGUUAGGUUCAACGGAUUCUCUUCCUCUCCUUCAUCUAGCUGUGCUUCAGGGGUCGGGCCAAUUUGUAGACACCAUGCUGCGUUUCGGUUUCGAUCCGAAUACAAAGACACCAAAAGGAAAGAAAGAAACAUGUAUUUCCAUGCUCGUGAGAUUAAUGGAAAGCGGAGAAAAGCAAUUAACAGCCUCACCUUUUGAAAUGAUUCAACUGCUUCUUGAGAACGGAGCUAGUCCAACCAUUCCUGAUGUCCUGCUCUGGAAGCCAAUUCACUCAUCUCAAAACAAGAAAAUUAUCAAAUUGUUACUGAGAUAUGGCGAGUCCAUAGACAGUUUAGGAGGAGCAACAGGAUGUACGCCUCUAGUGUUGGCUUGCAGAAAAGGAAAUAAGGAUUUGGUUGCUUGGCUUUUAAAACAUCAUGCCAACCCCAAUAUUUGUGAUAAACAAGGGUUCUUCCCUAUUCAUCAUGCACUCGGGGAUGAACAUGUGGUAAAGCUUUUGCUGGAACAAGGGAAACAAUGUAUUAAUAAGAGAGCAAACAAUCCUGACGGUUAUACACCCUUACAUUUUUGCUGUGAACGAGAAACGAAAGGAAUUCAAGGAAAAAGUAACUUACUCAUACUGUAUGGUGCUAAUCCAGAUUUGAGAACUUUGACUUCGAACAAAACAGCAGAAGAAAUUACAGAGAAUCACAAAUACCUCUUCAAAUUGUACCGAAGUAGGAAAAGUUUAUCGGCAGCGACAGGUACAGCAGAAUCCAAUUUUAACGCCAAUAAUGAAUGUGCAGACGAUGGAUCGGUUUCGGAUGACGAGGAUCAAAUCAUUCGAGAACAAUUUAACAAGUAUAUGAUUAAUUACAAUUACAUGGACAACUUAACUCGGGGAGAAAAGAGACUGUCCAUUACACAUCUGAUACUUGAAAAUUACAUGGACUAG
Molecule: messenger RNA, 1062 nt
Organism: Naegleria lovaniensis
Lineage: Eukaryota; Heterolobosea; Eutetramitea; Acrasida; Naegleriidae
Exons: 1
Coding region: 1-1062 (353 amino acids)
Cellular component (GO): cytoplasm; nucleus
Molecular function (GO): protein binding
Source: RefSeq, a predicted model, not a curated record